AUGUCGCUGGCCGCAGUGUUCACAGCCAGAGAAUUGAACGUCUCUGGAGAGACGUUCCCUGGUUGUGUCCACGUUUUCUAUCAUCUCUUUUAUGAGAUGGAACAAUGCGGAAUACUUGAUCCCUCUAACGAGCUUCACCUGUUUGCUCUUCAGUUUGCCUAUGUUCCAAGAAUUAACAGGAACCUGCAAAUAUUUGCUGAUGGGCAUAACAGGGCCCCUAUUUCUACAGAGCAUGGAAAGUCCCCUUGGCAGUUGUGGAUCUCUGGUGCUGUAACUGCUUCAAACAGAGGAAUUGAUGACUUUUGGAAUCAGGUUAGUUUCCUUUCUUACAAU
Molecule: messenger RNA, 333 nt
Organism: Porites evermanni
Lineage: Eukaryota; Metazoa; Cnidaria; Anthozoa; Scleractinia; Poritidae
Source: the annotation of a GenBank genome assembly